UUUGAUGUUGAGUUUGGCUCCUGAAGGGUCGCAGAGUACCAUGAUACGUAGUCAUUUGUUCUUGGUAAUUUUUUGCAGAGUUGUCCUGUAAUCCUUGAUGGUUCUAGUUGACUGGGAAGGCUGUCGAUGCGACUCUUGGUCACGGCUACUUCUGCCGAGGAAGUCGCUACCGUCAAGGAUGUUGUUAGCGUUGCGGCUAUUGAAGAGUUGCCGGUGGGGGUGCCACUUGUAGAUUCAAGAGCAGCCCCCGAGCCUGCAGUCCUGACACUGUCGGCUACCGAGUUGCCGGUCCUUAGCCAGGCAGUUUUAGGUUUGCCUGCUGGGGUGGUAGAUGUUGUGAAGGCAGAAUCACCAGUGAUUGCUGCUGGUUCCUUGUUGUCCAAUGUUAUUGCUAGUGGACAUGGCAAAAAUAUCGCACCUUCGGCUGACCCUAUGGUGCCGAGUACUCGACCGACGGUCACUGAGAAGAAACAUGGAUGCAGAGGAUACUAUCCAUGUGGACACAGAAGUGGAGUCUUGUCCUUCGACUACUCUUUCUAGUCCCUUGGUUGAUUUGACUGUUGAUGACGUACCCGAGGUUGACACAAGCCACCUUGGUGCCACUAUGUCCAUGCUUCAAGAAGUGCUCCGCUCAGUGGAGAGCCCUGCGGUCCCUUCGAGUUCUGGAGGUGUGCCAUCUUCAACGUCGACUGGUGGUACCCUGGCUUUAGUUGAUGUGACUAAAGCGGAUGAGGCUAGCGCACCGGGUGAUGUCUUGGGCAGAGCUCCAGAGCCUCAGAUUGUUAAAAAUGCUGAAGGUCCAGUGCUCGAGCUACCAUUGGAGUCUGAGUUUCAGAGAGCUAUCCAGAGCUUUCAGGUGUGCUUUUUCUUUUGUCUAACUGUUUUUUCUUGAAAACUUGACGAUUUGCUUUUAUUCGCAGGAUCUUUAUGACAGCGCUCAGAAAAAUGCUCUGGCCCUCCAAGAGCGAAACGAUUCCGUGCAACGAUUGGCGCAAUUGGAGCAAGAGUGCGGCAAUCUCACCGAAUCCUUGAAGGUUCAUGAGAAGGUUGCGAAGUCUUUUGCUGUGGAGCGGAGGGAUCAUGAAAUUUUGCAAGAGAAGUUGGAGAUCCGCUAUAAGUCUUUGAAUAAGAAGUAUCAAGAGCUCAAGAAGAAAGAGGCUGUUGCGAGUAGUCAGCUUCUUGACUGGAGGAAUGCGCAUGACCGAGUAGUUGAUGAGGUUGAUCGUCUCCGCGCAUCGCUAGCUGAAGCUUAGUUUGCAUAUGAGCAUCAGAGGGAUAGAAAGAAUCAGAAUGGAGUUAUGCUCGCUAUGGCCAUGGUGGCUUGUAGAGAUCAUGGCCAGACCAUAGGAAGACUUCGAGGUGAGCUCCAAGAGUUAACUGAUGCUGCGCGGGAUUUGGUAAAUAUCAUUGCUCCACUUGAGGAUGAUGCAGAGCCCCGUUCAUUAGUCGAGCGGCUGAAGACUGCUCCGGGUAAGGUUGCUGGCCUCUGCAAGGCUGUUUGUAAACAAGUCCUUGUGGUGGUCAAGUCAUAUUACCCAAGGGCAGAUUUAACAGCGGCUAGUGAUGGUGUUGCUCGGAACUGCAUAGAGGAUGCUUACGCGCAAUAUCUUGAGGAGGCUGAGCCAAUCGCUUUGAAGAUGUCUAAGUUUGUAUCUUUGGAAGAGCCUUAGGCUUGUAUAGCCUUGUAAUCUGACGAGUACUUUGUUUA
Molecule: messenger RNA, 1708 nt
Organism: Setaria italica (foxtail millet)
Lineage: Eukaryota; Viridiplantae; Streptophyta; Magnoliopsida; Poales; Poaceae
Exons: 5
Coding region: 383-892 (169 amino acids)
Source: RefSeq, a predicted model, not a curated record